Molecule: messenger RNA, 1753 nt
Organism: Arachis ipaensis
Lineage: Eukaryota; Viridiplantae; Streptophyta; Magnoliopsida; Fabales; Fabaceae
Product: serine/threonine-protein kinase STY13
Biological process (GO): protein phosphorylation; signal transduction
Cellular component (GO): cytoplasm
Molecular function (GO): ATP binding; protein kinase activity
Source: RefSeq, a predicted model, not a curated record
UUCUAUUUUCUUUGUUUUUUUAUUUGGUCCACGCCUGGGUGUUAUUUUUCCUUUCAUUCACACCACUUCUUCUUCUUCUUCCUCUCAGCAAUCUCUUUUUCUUUCUCAGUUCCAAUUCCAAUUCUCUUCGAUCUCUUCAAUCUUCGAUUUGAUCAAUCAGAACUCCAAAAACACACUUUCCCCUCCCCUCCUGAGUUGAGUCAUAUUUGGUAGCUUUUGAUACAAGGAUUAGGGAUUAUGCUGCUGGUAAGUUUUGUGGUUUUUUAAAGUUUCCAAUUUCUGAUGCUGAAGGAAUAAGACAUAAAGUUUUUUCCUUUACAAGACUGAAAAGAUGUUGGAAGGUGGUGCUAAAUUCCCUGGAUUAAUAGAUCUCAACAAGCAUACAACUGAUAACUAUUAUGAUUUCUCUCAAGGCUUUUACCAUAAGCUUGGGGAGGGUACUAAUAUGUCGAUUGACAGCAUGCAAACAAGUAAUGGUGGGGGAUCUGUUGCGAUGUCCAUAGAUAAUAGUAGUGUUGGGUCUAAUGAUUCCCAUACUCGCAUAUUGAACCACCAAGGGUUGCGGAGACGUGCAAAUGAUAACUACUCUGUUCAAAACAGUGUAAAUCGUCGAGGAAGAGUCACACAUGCAUUGAGUGAUGAUGCUUUGGCUCAAGCUCUAAUGGAUAGCAGUUCCCCAACUGAGGGGCUUGAAAAUUUUGAUGAGUGGACAAUUGAUUUGAGGAAGCUUAAUAUGGGUGAGGCCUUUGCUCAAGGAGCUUUUGGAAAACUCUAUAGGGGAACUUAUAAUGGUGAAGAUGUAGCUAUGUUUCAUUGGUGCAUGCAGAAAACCGAUGGUAUGGUGCAUUGUAACGGAAUAUGCCAAAGGGGGUUCUGUUAGACAGUCUUUAAUGAAGCGUCAGAACCGAUCAGUUCCCCUAAAAUUGGCUGUCAAACAGGCUUUGGAUGUUGCUAGAGGCAUGGCAUAUGUUCAUGGACUUGGGUUGAUCCACAGGGAUUUGAAGUCUGAUAAUCUUUUGAUUUUUGGGGACAAAUCAAUUAAAAUUGCUGACUUUGGUGUUGCUCGCAUUGAGGUGCAAACUGAAGGAAUGACACCUGAGACUGGAACAUACCGUUGGAUGGCUCCGGAGAUGAUCCAGCAUAGGCCUUACACACAAAAGGUGGAUGUGUAUAGCUUUGGGAUUGUUCUUUGGGAGCUUAUCACCGGAAUGCUUCCAUUUCAGAACAUGACAGCAGUGCAGGCUGCAUUUGCAGUUGUGAACAAAAAUGUUCGCCCGAUCAUACCCAACGAUUGUUUACCUGUUCUCCGUGACAUUAUGACAAGAUGCUGGGAUCCCAACCCUGAUGUCCGCCCGCCAUUUGCCGAAAUUGUAGGAAUGCUCGAGAAUGCAGAGACUGAGAUCAUGACAACUGUUCGGAAAGCCCGAUUUAGGUGUUGCAUGACACAACCAAUGACUGCUGACUGAUCCUGAUGAAAAGAAAAAGGAAAAAAAACCGAAUGAACGACAUAAGACUGAUGAUGUUUUGGAGGGAACAUGAGACUGAAGUAGUAAAGGAUUGACUAUAUUAUAGAUUUGUGUAUCAUGUGUGUUUAAUUUCUUUCUUCAGAAGGAGAAAAAUUGAAAAUCUUAACUGGAACCUUUUGUUUUAUUGGCUUUCUAUUUAUUUUCUGUUUUGAAUUAGUAAGAGGAGAUUUGUGUAUGUAAUACAUGCAUGCACUACAGUUAUGUAUAGCUUUGAAAGCAAAAAUGGU